Messenger RNA from Cryptomeria japonica (Japanese cedar), 1590 nucleotides. RefSeq lists its product as uncharacterized. NCBI's taxonomy places the organism in Eukaryota, Viridiplantae, Streptophyta, Pinopsida, Cupressales, Cupressaceae. The record is from RefSeq and is a predicted model, not a curated record. The transcript has 8 exons. Gene Ontology annotation, biological process: nuclear mRNA surveillance; exonucleolytic trimming to generate mature 3'-end of 5.8S rRNA from tricistronic rRNA transcript (SSU-rRNA, 5.8S rRNA, LSU-rRNA); nuclear polyadenylation-dependent mRNA catabolic process. Bases 330 to 1247 code for a protein of 305 amino acids. Gene Ontology annotation, cellular component: cytoplasmic exosome (RNase complex); nuclear exosome (RNase complex).
UUAUUGACAAUACAGCUAGUACCUGCUCACUUCUUUGUGAGCUCUAGUCACAGCCCAGAAGCACAAAUUACACAAGCCAACUGCAGAUUGCAGAAGUGGCACAACCCUCGGGCUGCAGACAAAUCCCUCGAAUGCUUGCAGAACCUCGUAAACAAAUCCUUCCCUACAACAAAGACCGACGACUAAGCUCUCAGUAUACAAAGAGAAAGGGUCACAAAAUGGGCUUGAAUGCAUCAAUUGCACAGAAAAAUCCAGCAUUGUUAAAAGCGUUAUAAAAUAGAGUGAAAGGAGGGGCAUCGAAAAGCUACACAAGCAUUUAGGGUUUAUCAAUGGGCAGUAGCAGCGAGAAAGCUGCUCUGGUGGGGGACAUGGACGUAGAAGCCUUUAGAAGGCUAUACCCUCUGCAGUUUUAUGAGCGCUACCUCAAUGAGAGUGUUCGUCCCGAUGCCAGGCCCCUUGGAAAAGCUAGACCCACAGAACUUAAUCUAGGAGUGGUGCGCACUGCAGAUGGCUCAGCCAUGGCUAAAAUUGGCAAGACAACCAUGCUGGCUGGAGUGAAACUGGAAGUGAUGACACCUGCAGCUGAGGCCCCUGAUGAAGGUUGCAUUGUGACGGACUUUCAAAUGCCACCUAUUUGUUCUCCCCAUGUUCGACCAGGCAGAUCGGUGGACCUAGCAGCUUCUGUUUCUGAACAGUUGUCAAAUGCCUUUGCAAGUUCUGGUGUUAUUGACGUGAAGGAACUGCUGAUAUCACAUGGAAAAGCAGCUUGGAUGGCAUAUUUGGAUAUAUAUUGCCUAGAUGCAGAUGGUUCACUUUUUGAUUGCGCUUUGCUUUCAGCUAUUGGUGCCCUUGCAAACUUGUCCCUUCCGUCUGUUUCUGUGACUGAAGAUGGAAAAGUGAUUCCUGCAUCUGGAGGCACUGUUCAAGAAGUUGAAAGCAACAAGCAUGCUAAAGUUCAAGAGCAAAGGCAGAAGCUGAUGCUACAGAAUAUUCCCUUUUCUUUGACUUGUAUGCUCUAUAAGAAACAUUUAAUAGCAGACCCAACAGCAGAAGAAGAGUCUAUUCUUCAAACAAUGGUUAUAGUUGUUCUUGAUUCUUCUGGUCGCCUUGUCUCCUUUUAUAAACCUGGUGGUUCUACUCUUGCAUCUACUUCCACUGUACAGGAUUGCAUUGCACUAACAAAGUACAGAGUCAAAGAGUUGCAGAGAGUUCUUGACGAAGCCCUUUCUGAGAUGGAGUCUACUUAAUAUUUCAAUAAAUGUCCGCCCAGUUCAAACAUGUUUAAAUGAUUCUAGAAGGUUCAGGUGUUCUAAUUACCUCAUUAAGUGGCUGUCCAUAUUCAAAAGCACUGCAAACAUGUCAAAACAAAGGUAUAAGGAUUGGGCAUUAUCAUAUGGGUCGUACUGACAGAUGAGAGAUAUCCUUAUAAAUCAGCUCUGGCUUUUUACAGUCAGUAAAAUUGAAAAUUUUCCCUACUAGAAAGUAACAUAAGGGCAUUUAUCUUUAAAAGGUAUAAAAUCUGUUCUACCCAUAAGUGCGAUCAUCAAGAUUUUUGAUUAAUAUAAGGAACAAUUUUUGGAAUGCCUUACA